Molecule: messenger RNA, 856 nt
Organism: Cornus florida
Lineage: Eukaryota; Viridiplantae; Streptophyta; Magnoliopsida; Cornales; Cornaceae
Product: large ribosomal subunit protein eL30
Exons: 5
Coding region: 184-519 (111 amino acids)
Cellular component (GO): cytosolic large ribosomal subunit
Molecular function (GO): RNA binding; structural constituent of ribosome
Source: RefSeq, a predicted model, not a curated record
UAUCAUGGUGGAGGAUCGAUAACCAUCAACCCGGUCAAAACCCGGGAAUACAGAAAGUUAUCCAAACCCUAAAUGGCUCCCUCGUUUAUGGAUUAACUCUCUUCAUGCAUUUCAGGAAGUCUUCGCCGCCGUCGUCCACAAUUUUGGUUCUGCAUUGCUCUCCUUACUCGGCAAUCCACCACAAUGGUUGCUGCAAAGAAAACUAAGAAGACUCAUGAGAGCAUUAACAAUAGGCUCGCUCUGGUUAUGAAGAGUGGAAAGUAUACUUUGGGCUACAAAACUGUUCUUAAGUCUCUCAGGAGCUCCAAAGGAAAAUUAAUUAUCAUUGCCAACAACUGUCCUCCUCUUAGGAAGUCCGAGAUAGAAUAUUAUGCUAUGUUGUCAAAGGUUGGAGUUCACCACUAUAAUGGAAACAAUGUCGACCUGGGAACUGCAUGUGGCAAAUACUACAGAGUAUGCUGCCUCGGCAUAAUCGACCCUGGUGAUUCUGAUAUUAUAAAGAGCAUCGGUGAUCAUUAAAGGAGGCCACGGGUGGCCAAGAACUCUCUGGGAUGGAUUUAGGUCUGAUUCUUUUUGUUUACAAAUCCACUUAAAUGAUAAUGAGUGAUAACAUUCCUGCAAUGAAAAGUUUUGAUGGUAUUGAGGCUUUAGGUUCUUAAAAAGAUACUCAUUUGAAAGUUUUGAUGGUAUUGAGGCUUUAGGUUUUUAAGAAGAUAAUUCAUUUGAAACUAGCUUUUCUGCUAUAUUUACUUUUUGGGUGGUUUGGUUGUCUUGCAAAUUUUGUUGUCAUGAGUUGGAAUGUACACUUUUUUUUUUUCUUUGAUGAUACCUUAUGAUAUAUUACUUUGUGUUUCUA